CCGCAGUCAAGACCACAUAUGGGUUGCAUACCAACAUUUAAUACGUUUUAUCCCAUUUAUACUUUUGUUUGAUAGGAAAAAAAAGUCGCUGCAAGCGCCACCGUUUUGCACACGGUGCCGCAGUCACAAGAUGAAUCUUCCAUUCAGCUUUUUGCACACCGGCUGCCCGCACGCGAAGUGUGCAGACAGCAGCUCCAGUAACUUUCAUCGCCUUUUAAAGUCAAGACGCUUCUUUUUAUUGUCGUUUUUCUUUUCUUUUCUCUCCCAAUUGAGGAAUUCAUUUCCGCUGUGACCUUCACCUUGUCAUCAUGCUCAAAUCCAACAAGGACCCUGAGAGGUCUCACCUGGUGACUGAUGUAAAAAGCACCUACUCCAACUCAGGACGCAGUCUUAGCCUCGAGGCAGUGAAGCAAAAUCUCACAGGUAGCGUCAAACAUUGCCAUGACAACAGCCACGCCCAAGAAGACCGCGAAAGGGAGAAGAAAGUGGCCAGGAAGAGGUUGUACGGGGUCUCCGUCGUCUGCCUAAUUUUCAUGAUUGGCGAAAUCCUCGGUGGCUAUUUUGCAGGAAGCCUUGCUGUGAUGACCGACGCGGCCCACCUGCUUGUAGACUUCACCAGCUUCCUCAUCAGCCUGCUGUCCCUUUGGCUCUCUUCCAGACCGGCAACACACAAACUCAGCUAUGGCUGGCAUCGUGCAGAGAUUCUGGGUGCCCUCCUGUCAGUUGUAACCAUCUGGUUGGUGACGGGAGUGUUGGUUUACCUGGCAGUGGAGCGCCUCAUCAGUGACGAUUACACCAUUGAGGGCACGGUCAUGCUCAUCACCUCCGGCUGUGCUGUUUUGGCCAACAUUAUCAUGGCCCUCACCCUUCAUCAGUCGGGACACGGCCACAGUCACGGGGGACUCUCGUCUCAUGGCCACAGUCACAAGGACUUGGAGGAAAGCGAAGCCCAUCGAGGACGCAGAUUGCAGCAAGCGAACGCCAGCGUGCGGGCUGCCUUUGUGCACGUGUUGGGGGAUCUUCUCCAAAGUAUCAGCGUGUUUGUCAGUGCCAUCAUUAUCUUCUUCAAGCCAGAAUAUAAAAUGGCGGACCCCAUCUGCACCUUCCUCUUCUCGAUCUUAGUCUUGUGCACCACCUUCACCAUCAUGAGAGAUAUUCUGACCGUGCUAAUGGAAGGCACCCCGGCAGGGGUGAGGUUUGCCGAGGUCAGGGCUGGUCUGCUGGCUGUGGAAGGGGUCACGGCGGUCCACAACCUUCACAUCUGGGCCCUCACCGUUAACCAGGCCGUCCUGUCUGCACAUGUAGCCAUAGAUGAGUCGGUGGACGCUCAGACCGUCCUGCGAGAGAUGACACAGGCCUGCUACUCCUCUUACAACUUCCACUCCAUCACCAUCCAAAUGGAGCGACAGGCUGACCUGAAGCCUGGGUGCAACCUGUGUGAGGACCCAAAGAUGUAGUCUAGCAUCAGUAUUUAUUGUAAAUGUCCAUGUUUUGCUCUUCUUUUGUCACUUUUUUCUUGAUGCUGCAGUACACUGGACUGCAUACACACACAAGUCUGCGCAUGACCUUGCACUGAUUACUGAGGUUUUCCAUGAAGAGUGUGGAACUACUGAUGAUGAGACAAUGAAACUUAUUUCCUAUUUCAAGAGAAGCUACUUCUGUCCAUUCAGUCUAUUCCUGUUGUGCCUGUACUCUUUUUUUUUUUUAAAUUUUUUCUUUUUUUUAUUGAUAAUCAAGUGCCUGUUAAAGUCCAUUUAUUAUCACAAUCCAACAGUAUCGAAGCUGCCGCUCCAGGGUAUUUGAGCUAAGGAUGUUUGCACUCAUACUGGUUAUUUACAAAGACCAGUAUCAUUUUUAUACAGUUGUAAGGUACAAGUGAACUUCUUUUCAAUAAAUUCACAGUUCAAGUAUGACAAA
Molecule: messenger RNA, 1917 nt
Organism: Nerophis ophidion (straightnose pipefish)
Lineage: Eukaryota; Metazoa; Chordata; Actinopteri; Syngnathiformes; Syngnathidae
Gene: slc30a8
Product: solute carrier family 30 member 8
Exons: 9
Coding region: 309-1457 (382 amino acids)
Biological process (GO): response to glucose; response to zinc ion; zinc ion transmembrane transport
Cellular component (GO): plasma membrane
Molecular function (GO): zinc ion transmembrane transporter activity
Source: RefSeq, a predicted model, not a curated record